CGUCACUUUCGUUAGCCCUAGGUAAACCGAGUAUCUCCGGAAUUAGCCGACGGUACUCGAACAGUCCGUCCUACCGGACUGCUGAAGGCGGCCGCAACGCCAUGUUGAGCGAAGUCUCCCAUCUCCGUGAAAAAUGAGUUUAAAAUGCAACAAGAAGACAACAAACGCUGACUGAUUGAAGUGAGCACGCCGGGGAAUAUACUCUGGAGAACGGAACCGAACCGGAUUCACGGACAUCCCGGACGAGGUGGGGGAGGCAAGCCCCCCACCGUCCCCAUGAAGAGCUCUACAAUUCCGAUAAAAAAGCGGCUAUAUAUUAAAAAAGCCUUUUGUACUAAUGGGCUGUGAGCCCGAAUUUUAAGCAAAGGGAUUUGCUGCAACGGUGAAGAGGCUUAUGUAUAAUAGAUAGAUAUACUGUGUAACAUUAUUUAGUAGCGUAUUGUUUGCUUUUGUUCAAAAUCUGCAAUGAGUUUGCCACCGAAAGUGGUGCCGAAACCGGCCGCUGUCGCAGUUAGUGGACCUGUAACCGGGCCAUCUCCAUCAAGCCAACUGCGGGCGACUCUAACCUCCGUGUCGCUACCACCGGGAGCCCCGACUGCUCCUCAACCGCCUGCUGUGCCGCCACCCCAAGUUUUCCUUAACAUGGCACGCCCCAGGUUCCAGCGGGUGCAGCCAGGCCUCGAUGAACGCCUCUUCUCAACACAGCCCGGGGUGGCCGCAGUCUACAGCGUACCCAGGCAUCCCGGAGCACCGUACGCCCCUCACGACCUCUCGAAGGGCCACCCCCAGAUGCAGGGCCCCCCUGGCCCCGGCGGCCCCGGCUCCACGCCCACUCUCUCUCAGGUUUCAGUCCCCACAGCUCCCCCGUAUCGCUACCUUAAGGGCUGGGAGACAGGCGGAGGGUCUCCGUACACAUCUGGGCAGAAUGCUGGCUCCGCCCCACUGGUGUACUCUCCGCAGACACAGCAAAUGAACGUCCAGCCUCAGAGUCGCCCGUUUGUGACGGGACCACGGCCACCACCACCCCACCAGGGAGGAUUCAGGCCCAUCCAGUUCUUGCACAGGGCUCAGAUGCAGACGGCGAGGCCCUCCAUGCCCAACAACAAUGCGUCUAUGCGGCCGGGCUCCCAGACGGCGAACCCCGCCCAGGCCGUCUACCCCCCCAACCAGCCCAUCAUGAUGACCAUGACCAUGCCCUUCCCUGCGCCGCAGGCCGCGCAGUACUACAUCCCACAGUACCGACAUAGUACCCCGUACGUGGCCCCUCCUCAGCAGUACUCUGUGCAGCCGCCGGGUUCUGGAACCUUCUACCAAGGGCCUGGCCCAGGGGAGUACCCAGCGCCUUAUGCUACGCCUUCAUAUUACACAGGUCAGCCUGUGUAUCCCCCGUCUCCACCAAUCAUAGUGCCUACACCACAGCAACCUCCACCCGCCAAACGCGAAAAGAAACCUAUCCGGAUACGGGACCCUAACCAAGGCGGCAGGGACAUCACUGAGGAGAUCAUGUCAGGACGAGUCUCCACCACCCCCACACCGCCCGCUGGACGAGCCUCUACUACACCCACACCCCCACAGCACCCAGGAAGCAGUCACACUCCAGAUCCUAGUGCCACUCGUGCAGCAGCCUACAGCCCUGACUGCUCCCUGAGACAACCGAGUCCAGCUAGCACAGACGGACAGUCGGCAUCAGUGUGUUUUGCUACAGAAGACAAACCCAAACCGGACCCCACACCUCCUCCCACGACUCCAUCUCCAAGCCCAGCACUUCCAGAUGCUUCCGUGGACCCCAGUCCAAGAGAGGCAGGCAGCAACAGCAACAGCAGCAGCAGCAAAUCUGCAAACAAGCCCCCAGCCUUCUCCUCCUCCUCUUCCUCUGCUCCCUCCCCUCCUCUCCCCGCUGUCUCUCCUGUAGCCCCCACUGCUCCCCCCACUGCUCCCCCCUCUGCUCCCCCCACUGCUCCCCACACUGCUCCCCACACUGCUCCCGUGGAGCCAGAGGGGCCCAAACCUGCUCCUGUUGCCCCUGUUGCUCCAGCGGCCCCCGCUCCAGCCCCGGGCCCCGAGGUCUCUGAGGAGUCUCCUCAGGAGCCGGUUGCCCAGACACCUCUGGCCCCCGCCUCCUCUUCUACCCCUUCACCUCCUCCACAGGCUGUCAACGGCCUGGCGGACUCUCCGGCGCCCUCACCCUGCGCGGAGGUGGAACUGCGUGAGGAUGAGGAGGAUGAAGAGGAGGUGGUGGAGGUGGAGGCCGCGCCCAAGCAGGCGGUCAUCCUAGCACCACCCCACCGAGACGAGCCUCAAGAACCGGCUCCGGCGCUCACCGCCGAAUUCCCGCAUCCAGCUGAAGCUCCUGCGCUCAUCACCGCCACUACGACAUCCUCUUCCUCAUCACCUUCCUCCUCAUCCUCCUCUUCUUCGACUAACUGUCCUGUGCCCACCUCUGUCCUUGCUCCUCCCCCUGGCCUGCCCCCGCUGGUCCCACCCCCAGCGCUAGAGGAGAAGCAGAACAAAGAGGCGACGGUCGCGCCGGACGUCAACGACGCGCCCGCCCGCAGGCCAGACGCCCCGGCAGCAGUCACCGCCGACACCGAGGACGCCCACAAGCAGCCCGACGCGACCUCAACCGCAGCCCAAUCUACAGCCCCUGCACCAAAGAGCUGGAAGAAGCCAAAUGAAGGGAGUCACAUGGGAGAGGCUCCAUCAGAGGAGAGAGAGGAGGGCCCCGUCAGAGAGCCAUCUCCCCCAGAGAAGGCCCCUCAGCUGGGCUCGGAGAGCCACGGCAGCCCCCCUCCAGCCCCCGCGGACCCUCAGGACCCCCGGGACUCCCGGCCCCCGCUGGUGCCUGAGGAGAACGGCCAGCCCGAGACGGAGCCCAUGAGGAACGGGGCCUCCCACGUGUCUGAGACGGAGAGCAACGACAGCGGCAACGACAGCGGCAUCGCCCCCGGCGACCAGGACGCUGGCUCCCCCACCACGCCCGCCGACCUCUUCCAAGAAGAGCUGGUGCAGGCUAAUGGUAAGAGGCAGUACAACAGGGACUUCCUGCUGGGCUUCCAAUUCAUGCCAGCCUGUGUGCAGAAACCUGAGGGCCUCCCACAGAUCAGUGAUGUGGUGCUGGACAAGAUAAACCAGAACAAACUGCCCAGCCGAGCGCCGGAACCCAGGGUCAUCUCCAGGGGCCCUGACUUCACCCCCGCGUUCGCCGACUUCGGACGCCCCAACUCGGGUGGCAGGGGUGCUCCGUUGUUGGGUGUGUGCCCGCGUCGGCCGCCGCCCCGUAAGAUCAUCAUGAACGUGUCGGUCGAUGACGUUCAGCUGAAGAAGGCGGAGAACGCAUGGAAGCCCGGCCUGAAGAGGGAGGCUGCCAGUGAAGACACCGGGGGCUCCAAGACACAGGACCUCUUCCGUAAGGUGCGCAGCAUCCUGAACAAGCUGACCCCGCAGAUGUUCAACCAGCUGAUGAAGCAGGUGAGCGAGCUGACCAUCGACACGGAGGAGCGCCUCAAGGGCGUCAUCGACCUCGUCUUCGAGAAGGCCAUCGACGAGCCCAGCUUCUCCGUGGCCUACGCCAACAUGUGCCGCUGCCUGGCGACGCUGAAGGUGGCCAUGACGGACAAGCCCAACACCACGGUGAACUUCCGCAAGCUGCUGCUGAACCGCUGUCAGAAGGAGUUUGAGCGGGACAAGGUGGACGACGUGGUGUUCGAGCGCAAGCAGAAGGAGCUGGAAGCGGCCACAUCGACGACCGAGCGCGACCGUCUGCAGGCGGCGCUGGAGGAGGCCAAGGACCUGGCGCGGCGGCGCUCCAUCGGCAACAUCCGCUUCAUCGGCGAGCUCUUCAAGCUGAAGAUGCUGACGGAGGCCAUCAUGCACGACUGCGUGGUCAAGCUGCUCAAGAACCACGACGAGGAGAGCCUGGAGUGCCUGUGCCGCCUGCUCACCACCAUCGGCAAGGACCUGGACUUCGAGAAGGCCAAGCCUCGCAUGGACCAGUACUUCAACCAGAUGGAGAAGAUCGUGAAGGAAAGAAAGACGUCGUCACGGAUACGCUUCAUGCUGCAGGACAUCAUCGACCUCCGGCUGCACAACUGGGUGUCCCGGCGGGCCGACCAAGGCCCCAAGACCAUCGAGCAGAUCCACAAGGAGGCCAAGAUCGAGGAGCAGGAGGAGCAGAGGAAGGUGCACCAGCAACUCCUCAACAAAGACAGCAAGAGGAGACCAGACCAGAGAGAGGCGCGCCCCCAGAGAGAGGAGCGUCCCCAGAGAGAGGAGAGCUGGAGCACUGUGCCCAUGAGCAAGAACAGCAGGACCAUUGACCCCACCAAGAUCCCCAAGAUCUCAAAGCCUCAGAUUGAUGAUAAGAUCCAGCUGGGCCCGCGAGCUCAACUCAAUUGGAUGAAAGGGAGCAGCGGGGGAGCCAAGGCCAGUGACUCUGAGCUCUCCCGUUCCACGGGCAGCAGUCUGAACCGUUACUCGGCCCUGCAGCAGUCCUCCACGGCCCCUCCCAGCCCCCAGGCCAAUCAGAGCGCGGACUACGACACCAGGAGAACUCUGGGAAGCCGUGGUAGUAUUAGCCGCGAGCGUGGCGAGAAGUCUCAGGCCCCUGCUGGAGGUCCGGCGGGUGUGGCCACGCGUCUGGGGCCCCUGAGCCGAGCGGGCAGCAGUAAGGAGCUGCAGGAAGGGCCCACCAAUGAGGAGUCUCGCAAAGAGGGGUCCGACACCCCCCCCACCCAGAACCAGCCCCAGAACCAGUCCCGCAGAGCCAGCACAGACGACAGGAGCGACACGGACCGCAGCAGAACCACCAAAGGACCUGCAGUAAAGGCUGAGACUCCCCCAGCUGUGGUUCCAGCCAAACCGGUCCUGCCAGAGGAUGAGAUGGAGAGGAAGUCACGCGCCAUCAUCGAGGAGUACCUGCACCUCAACGACUCCAAGGAGGCGGUGCAGUGUGUGGAGGAGCUGGGGCAGGCGUCUCAGCUGAGCGUGUUUGUGCAGGCAGGGGUGGAGGCCACGCUGGAGAGGAGCCAGGUGACGCGCGACCACAUGGGCCAGUUCUUCCACCUGCUCCUGCACAAAGACAUCCUGCCCAGAGAACAGCUCUACCGCGGGUUUGGGGAGACGCUGGAGCUGGCAGAUGACAUGGCCAUAGACAUCCCCCACAUCUGGCUGUACCUGGCGCAGCUGCUGGGCCCGCUGCUGAAGGAAGGGGGCCUCUCUAUGACAGAGCUCUUUAGUGAAUUAAGCAAACCAUUGCUUCCUGCGGGAAGAGCAGGGGUCUUAUUUGCUGAAAUACUGCACCUUCUAUGCAAACAAAUGAGCCAUAGGAAAGUGGGGUCGUUGUGGGUGGACUCAGGCCUGAGCUGGAGUGACUUCCUGCCCGAGGGAGAGGAUGUGCAGACCUUCAUCACAGAGCAGAAGCUGCAGUUCACGCUGCCGGACAGCCUGAGCCCCCCGCCGCUGCUGUCCAAGAAGCCCCUCUCCCCGGAGGAGCUGAGCCAACACCUAGAGCGCCUCCUACUGGAGGACAUGGUCAAUGACGAGCAGAUCUUCGACUGGGUAGAAGCGAACUUAGACGAUUCUCAGAUGAGCUCCUCCCCAUUUCUGAGAGCUCUAAUGACAGCAGUGUGCAAGGCGGCAGUGAAAGAUGAGAGCUCUUCUUGCAGAGUGGACACUGCCACUAUCCAGAAGAGAUUGCCUGUCUUACUGAAGUACCUUAACUCAGACACUGAGCGCCAGUUGCAAGCACUUUAUGCACUUCAAGCAUUGAUAGUAACUCUUGAUCAACCUCCUAACCUGCUCCGCAUGUUCUUUGACUGUCUGUAUGACGAGGAUGUGAUCUCAGAGGAUGCCUUCUACCUCUGGGAGUCCAGCAAGGAUCCAGCGGAGCAGUUGGGCAAGGGUGUGGCCCUCAAGUCCGUCACCGCCUUCUUCACCUGGCUACGUGAAGCAGAGGAGGAGUCGGAGGACAACUGAGAGAGGACGGACACACACACACACACACACACACACAAGCACACACACACACACACCCUCCGGAGGCAGUUCUGCUCACGUCCCACCAUGUUCUAGCCAGUGUGUCCGCAUCCUCAAGACUGACAGAGCCAGAUGGGACAAAAGGACAGAAGGAACACGGUGCUGUGAGACAGAGGGAACGUGAACGCAAUGUUUUUUCUACGUUCCAUUGAGUUCCUUUGACCCCCUGAGGAAGAUCUCCAGAGAUGGGAACACUACAUAUGUGUACUAUACAUAGAAAAUAUUUUUGCUUUAAAUUUUAACUUUUUUUUUUUCGUUUCUUCUUCUUUUGUUACGUAUUGAAGAGACUUGAAAACAGGUUAUGACCUGGUUAAUUUAUUAUUUUUUUAAGAGACUGCAAAGACGGACCUUUUAUUUAACAUUUGCAGAAAAAGCUCAUAUUGAGGAGAACGUCACUGACGAUAGAAAUUAACAAAGUAAUUCUCAUUACAGUAAUAAUACUUGUGAAUUGAAUAGCCUCCCUGGAUUCCCGAGUUGUUUGUUUGAAGAGGGUUUCAGUAAGAAGUUAUUUUUGGAUGAAAGGUGUGGCAGAGACAGAGAUGGUUGAAGUUUACUAUGUGCAAGGUCAAAGGUUAUGAUAGAAUAACCCCUCCAAAGUCUGGUGUUGCAGGGUUUGCUUCCUCUAUGGAAAACAGUUUGAGCUUCCAAAAGGACACGGGACAAAGGACCAACACACACACACACGCACACACACACACACACACACACACACACACACACACACACAAGAACUUUCUUUGAGCUGCCAAGAAGAGCAAGGACUUGAUAAAGAAGGUGUGUGUGUGUGUGCCUAUGUGAGUCCAAACCAUACCAGGGUUAUUCAACCUUCUAAUUCUCCAGACAUGAAGAGCGAAUUUAAAGUACAUGUAAAUACAUUAAAGACUGUCUAAGAACAUGCUGUGUGACGUUUUACAAUGCAUUGUACUAAUACCAUUCAAGAAACCCUCCGUAUACCCAAUGUCACUCACUAUCGACUCAUUAAAGGUGAGGUCCGCGACUGUAAUCUAA
This is a messenger RNA of Clupea harengus (Atlantic herring), 7041 nucleotides long. It is a transcript of the gene eif4g3a, whose product is annotated as eukaryotic translation initiation factor 4 gamma, 3a. The record is from RefSeq and is a predicted model, not a curated record. Gene Ontology annotation, cellular component: eukaryotic translation initiation factor 4F complex. NCBI's taxonomy places the organism in Eukaryota, Metazoa, Chordata, Actinopteri, Clupeiformes, Clupeidae. Gene Ontology annotation, molecular function: protein binding; translation initiation factor activity; mRNA binding.